AUGACCAGCCGCGACGCCGCAAAGGACAAAUUCUACGCGGAUCUGCACGCCCUCCUGACGACUGUGUCUAAAGUGGAUAAGUUGAUAGUCCUUUGUGACUUCAACGCCCGCAUCGGCACAGACCAUGAUGUCCAGAAAGGAGUGCUGGGUCCCCAUGGUCUUGAUGGCUUCAACGACAAUGGCCUGCCCCUCCUACGAACCUGCGCUGAACACCAGCUCAUCCUGACCAGCACCUACUUUCGCCUCCCGAUGCGAGAGAAAGCCGCUUAG
Molecule: messenger RNA, 270 nt
Organism: Spirometra erinaceieuropaei
Lineage: Eukaryota; Metazoa; Platyhelminthes; Cestoda; Diphyllobothriidea; Diphyllobothriidae
Source: the annotation of a GenBank genome assembly